This is a messenger RNA of Paramecium octaurelia, 2681 nucleotides long. NCBI's taxonomy places the organism in Eukaryota, Ciliophora, Oligohymenophorea, Peniculida, Parameciidae. The record is from the annotation of a GenBank genome assembly.
AUGGGAAACUGUGGAAUAGGGCAAAAAAUACAAUAAUUAGAAAUUUAUAAAUCAGAAAACGAUUUGUAUGAGGUCUUUGCUUCAUUAAAAUUAUUAGAUGAAUAAAUCUUCAGUGUAAUAUUUGAAAUGUUAAAAGCAGAAAAGAUUGAAGACUGUCUAAAAUUUCUCUCAUAUAUUCAAAAUUUACAACAAAACAAACAGGACAUAUUAUAGGAGGAAAAUCCAUCAAUAUUGUAUAAGGAUUAGAUGCUCAAUGUUGAAAAAAAUAUUAUUAAUAGGAUUAUGGAUAUUCUCAACAAAUUAAAGGAUCAUGAUUAUAAUAAACAGAAUUACUCUAGAGUUGAAUAUGAAGAAAUUAAAAAAGAUCUGAUAAUAAAGAUAUCAUAUGAUAAGAAGAUUAUAGAAUUUCUAAAAUUUUUAGUUCAUCUUACUGGCUUAGAUGAGAGAUUCAUAUAGUGUGGAUCAAACUCUCUUCAUUUACUAGUUUAAAUGAAACUUGAUUUAAAGGAAUUAUGUUUUCAGAAUAUUAGGAUUAGAAAUACUUCCUUAGCAGGAGCAAAUUUAUUAAGAUGCGACUUAAGUGGAUCUGAAUUUGACAAUAUCAAUAUUAGUGGUAUAAAUUUGAAUUAAGCCAAAUUAUUAAAUUGUAAGUGGAGAAAUUUAAGAAUAAAUGAGUUAAAUAAGUUUAAUGGUCAUCGUAAUAGUGUCAAUUUUGUCUGCUUUUCUCCAGAUGGUAAGUCAUUAGCCUCUUGUAGUGAUGAUAAAUCCAUUCUUUUUUGGGAUGUAAAAACAGGAAAAAUAAAACCUAUAAUCAGAGAAAAGGGUAAGAUAAAUUCAUUAAGCUUUUCACCUAAUAAUAAUAUAUUAGCUUUCAGCAGCGAAAAAAUUGUCUAUUUAUGGAAUCCUAAAACUGGGAAAUAAAUAUGUGUAUUAAGUGGUCAUCACGCUGAUGUAAUUUCAGUUUGUUUCUCUACUGAUGGUACUACAUUAGCAUCUAGUAGUAAAGAUUGCUCCAUCAGUUUAUGGAAUAUUAAAACAGGAUAAUAAAAAGCCAAAUUAGUAGGUCAUUUAAAAUGGGUUUAAUCAGUGUGUUUUUCUCCUGAUGGUACCACAUUAGCAUCAGGGAGUUAUGAUAAGUCGAUCAGUUUAUGGGAUGUUAAGACAGGAGUAUAAAAAGCUAAAUUAGAUGGCCAUACAAGUUGGGUAAAUUCAGUCUGCUUCUCUCCAGAUAGCUUAAUAUUAGCAUCUGGUAGUAACGAUAGCUCUAUCCGUUUAUGGAAUGUUAAGAAAAGUCAAUAAAAAGCCAAAUUAGAUUGUCAGGCAGGUUAUGUGUUUUCAGUAUGUUUCUCUCUUGAUAGUAAUACACUAGCAUCUGGUUACGAAGAUUACUCAAUCCGUUUAUGGAAUGUUAAGACAGGAUAAUAAAGAGCCAAAUUAAAUGGUCAUUCAAAUAAUGUUAAUACGGUAUGUUUUUCUCCUGAUGGUGCUAUAUUAGCAUCUGGUAGUGAAGAUAACUCUAUCCGUUUAUGGGAUGUUAUGGUAGUAUAAUAAAAAUUAGAAUUAGAAGGACAUGAUGAAACUGUCAUUUCAGUUUGUUUCUCUCCUGAUGGUACUACAUUAGUAUCUGGUAGUGCAGAUAAGUAUAUUCGUUUAUGGGAUAUUAAGACAGGAAAAGAAAAAGCUAAAAUAAAUGGUCAUUCAAAAGCAAUUCUAUCAGUCAAUUUCUCUCCUGAUGGCACUAUAUUAGCAGCUGGUAAUGAAAAUAACUCUAUCCAUUUAUGGGAUGUUAAGACAGGAUAAUAAAAAGCAAAAUUAGUUGGUCAUUAAGGUUAUGUUAAUUAAGUAAAUUUCUCUCCUGAUGGCAGUACAUUAGCAUCUGGUAGUGGAGAUAAGUCUAUUCGUUUAUGGGAUGUUAAGACAGGAAAAUAAAAAGCCAAAUUAGAUGGUCAUUCAUAAUAUGUUAAUUCAAUUUGUUACUCUCCUGAUGGUACUACAUUAGCAUCUGGUAGUGAUGAUAACUCUAUAUGUUUAUGGGAUGUUAAGACAGGAUAAUAAAAAGCCAAAUUAGAUGGUCAUUCAUCAUAUGUUAAUUCAAUUUGUUACUCUCCUGAUGGUAAUACAUUAGCAUCUGGUGGUGCAGACAACUCUAUCAAUUUAUGGGAUAUAAAAACAGGAUAAUAAAAAGCAAAAUUGGAUGGUCAUGAAGAGCGUGUUCAUUCAAUUUGUUUCUCUCCUGAUGGUGCAACAUUAGCAUCUGGUAGUUCAGAUAACUCUAUACGUUUAUGGGAUAUUAAGACAGGAUAAUAAAAAGCAAAAUUAGAUGGCCAUUCAAAUUUUGUUAGGUCAGUUUGUUUCUCUCCUGAUGGUAAUACAUUAGCAUCUGGUAGUGGAGAUAACUCUAUUCGUUUAUGGGAGGCUUAAACAGAACAACAAAUUUUACCUCCAAAUAAUAGUUUUUACAAAGAAAGUUUGGCCAUCCUUUCAAAUACUAUUCAUUCAGAUAGCAGUAUUAUUAAUUAUUAUUAUUUAGCUACCUCUUAUAUAACGAUACUAAAGAUUUCCUAAAAUCCAAAUUUAGAAGCUGAAGGAACCCUAAUAAUGAAAGGCGAAUUCUUCGAUUAUAAAGGGUAUGAUUUGUUAUCAUUAUUUAAAUGUAAAGGAAGUUUAAUUUUAGAGAAUGA